Molecule: messenger RNA, 662 nt
Organism: Onthophagus taurus
Lineage: Eukaryota; Metazoa; Arthropoda; Insecta; Coleoptera; Scarabaeidae
Source: RefSeq, a predicted model, not a curated record
AAAGGCCCAAAAACUCCAUUUAUUUGCAAUUGAAAGUUUAGAAAUUUACGUUUUUGUAUCGAAUAUUGUGAUUUUAAUAGGAGUUUUAUUCAGCAUCGCUAUUUGUACUACUUAUAUUUAUGUGCUCGUUAUGUAUAACGUAUUUAAUUACGAUACUUUUGAUAAGUUAGAUAUCGUUUAUGUAAUCGUAAUGUUCAUUAUAUGUUGUGGACCGAUGUAUCAAAUCGUUUUUGUGAUUACAAAACUUUACAACGUGGAAAACGAUGUUUUAUCGUUUCUUUAUCAAUAUCCAAUAUCUAAAUUAACUCAAAUUGAGGCCGGCGAGGUGUUAAUAACGAUAAAUUCGUUUAUAACUCAUAAACCUUUAAUAAAAGCUUCGAAUAUGUUUACUGUUGGUACACCUCUUCUUGCAUCUAUUUCAGGAAUGGUUAUAACUUACCUUUUGGUGGCAAUUCAAUUCCAUGUAACUUUACGUAAUAAGUAAUACAGUAAAACCUCGAUAUAUCUCAGUAUAUUUAUUAUUAUACUCAGUAUAUUUGGGUUUUAAUUGUUAUUCAGCGUUGACGUCAUGAAUCAAGCUAUGCACCUGAUCCUCUUGGAUUCUACCGCCCUUGGUAUAAAUAUAAAGCCAAGUAGACUAAACGCAAUUAAUUUGUGUGCAU